AUGGCCUUGCACAUUUUCGCUAAAUGCCGAACAUUUCCUAAAUGGGCGGAAAUUCUGCUUCUUGAACAGCGAUUUACGCACAAUGUGGGCCGAAGAGAACUGGGAAAGGCACUUGGCAAGUCCAUACAACAAAUGAAUGCCUUACAACUUCCUUUGGACAAUGAAGAAAGCAUGGAACAAGGCACUUUGAUACCCCGUAUCGAUUUGUGUCACAUUGGUGCUGCUUCAUUGCUUGGUCGCCGUCAUGUGAAUGAGGAUCGUCUUCUCGCGUGUCGGUUAUCAUCCCAAAACCUACUUCUCGGUAUGUUUGAUGGUCAUGGAGGCUCGGCAGCCGCGGACUUUGCCCGUGCCUUGUUCCCCGAAUGCAUUCGUUCCUGUUUAUCCGCACUACGGAACUCGUCGCGUCAGGCUCUUCGUGAUCUUCCUCCCAAAUCUUUUGAGCGUGUGUUGGAAUACGCGUUUCUACAGGUGAACAAUCUGAUGAGCCGGCACUUCUUUUAUUACGCCUCCGUAGCUCGCGAACGCAUGUGGUCCGGGACAACAGCCACCGUGGUCCUGCUGUUACAUAGUCAACAGUUGAUUGUUGGUCACGUCGGCGAUAGUCGUGCCCUGAUCUUUCAGCGCGGUCGCGUUCAACCGCUUACGGUCAGCCACGAACCAUCCAGUGUAGUUCCGUUGACCGACAUCCUGAAGGAGGAUGAUGGGACCGGAGUCACUGAACCCGAACGCAUUAUGGCCAGCGGCGGAAUGGUGAUUCCUAAUAGUCUGGGGGUACCCGUAGUGAACGGACGUCUGGGGAUGACUCGUAGUUUAGGUGAUGCGGAACUGAAGGCAUAUGGAGUCAGUGCUCGGCCACAUCUGACCAGUCUCAAGGUAAGUCUGUAG
Echinostoma caproni is the source of this 885-nucleotide messenger RNA. Lineage: Eukaryota; Metazoa; Platyhelminthes; Trematoda; Plagiorchiida; Echinostomatidae. The record is from the annotation of a GenBank genome assembly.